ACGUGUGGUCCCGUGCGCCAUUGCAACUCAUGGGCGCUCCGUUAGGCUAACAGAAAGAUUGACCCAAGCCAGCAAUGUGUUGCUAGCUCGUUUCCAGGCCCACGCGCCAACAGUGAAGGGUAGGGGGAGCAGUGUAGACCUAGAGUUAUCGCCGUCAGUUCGCUCAUGAAACGAUGGCAAUAGUUCCGUGAGUCAACCUCGGGAACACGAGGAACGGGUGAAACUCUUAGACCAGGACUAACUUAGGCCAUCCCUCUACAGCGCAUUCUGGUACUCGAUAACGUAGCGCGGCAACGCAAACAGCUCACAAUAAUGACGGCUGCGGAGUUGGCGGCGUCGGGUUGACCUUCGAGGCGCCUAAGAAAUCGUACAUCCUCAUAGUGUGUUGGCGCGGCAACGCAAAUCGCUCACAAUGAUGACGGCUACGGAAUUGGCGGCGUCGGGUUGACCUUCGAGGCGCCUAAGAAAUCGUACAUCCUCAUAGUGUGUUAGCGCGGCAACGCAAAUCGCUCACAAUGAUGACGGCUACGGAACUGGCGGCGUCGGGUUGGGCCGACAACGGCUCUCUGGGCUGGCCUCUGCAGGUCGUGCCUCGCGACGUUCGUGACGACUUGGCGAUUCUCGCAAAUGCGGAGGAGAAACAACGGCGCCUCCACGUGAAGACCGGGAGCAGCGCCAUCCCCAUCCACGAGCCCGCGCAGUCGGGGACUCCCCGCACUCCGCGCGCUCCCCUUGCGCCGUCCCCGCGGGCCUCGUUUCAAUCACCUCCGAUGCCGGCCCGGCACCACAGCGGCCCGAUUGAGCCCAGCUCGUUACAGUCACCCAUUUACUGUCACACGCCGCAGCAGCUGAAGCGGGACUCGUUAGAGCGACACGUGUCAGACGAGGCCCCGCCCUUCCCGCUCCCCUUCUCCCUUAACUCCGCCCGAACAAGCGCGUCCGGGGGUUUUUCCGGAAUGCUCGCAGGCCUGUACGUCCGGACGCCCGUUGCCGAGCCUGAUUCCGAGGCUCGGGGCAGGUCCGGGUCUCGCUCGCCGCUUCGGAUGCGCAUGUUCGAGUCGUCCCCGAAGCCGCGGAGACCCAUUGAGCGCGGAAGAUCGCUCUCCCCGUACAGGGGCGCGCGGAUGAGCGGGGAGGCUGACGGGGAAACGGGGAGAGGUGGGGGGAGCGUGCGCGGAAGCAUGCGCGGAAGCGGGGUGUGGGACACGGGCGUGGGAAGCUCGUCCGCGAGAAGCCGCGCGGGUUCCGUUUCCCCGCUCCCCUCCCGCUCCCCAUUGCGCCGCUCUCUCUCUCCCCUGCGCUCUAGCGCCAGCGGCCUUAUCGACAUGCUUUCCGGUCCAGUCACCCCUUCCGCCACGCCUUCGCGCCGCUUCCAGGCGCGCCAGGAGCGCGACUGGGAAGAGCGGCAGCAGCGGCGGGAGCGGGAGCAGGCGGAAGCGGGGGGGCUGCCGUUUGAGGACAUAGUAGCGGGGGCGAAGGACCGGCGCGCGCGGCAGCACGCGCGGAGCAGCAGCAGCAGCAGCGUGCUCUGCGGCGCGAAUGGCGGGCUGGGCGGCGCGGGCGGAGCAUCUGUGGCCGCAUCGGGCGAACUUUCCGUUAUUUCCGGAGUAUUUGAUCAGGACCAGCAGUCGCAGCAGCAGGGACCAGCGGCGUGGGGGGCGAGUCCGCACGAUGCGGCGUUGAGUCCGCUGGCGCGCGGCAACCCCGGACGAGAAGCCCGAGAGGCCCGUGAAGCUCCCAGGGAGCGCGACGCGCGUCUCCGGCGCUACGGGAGCGGGCCGCCGUCGAUCGUCUCGGAUGCGAGCCCGUGGGGCGGCGCGAUGACGCCCUCCGCGCCGCCGACUGCGGUGGACCACUUGCCCUCGUUAGACGCACUCUCACGCUCGCCUGAGCGCGGAAGCGCGGCCUAUAACGGAGGCGAGGACAGCAGUAGCGAGGACGAGAGCCGGUACUACAAGGUGCCGGAUAUCACGGAGUAUAGGGAGAAGCGGCGGCAGGCGAUGGGGACUGUGGAGCCGGGGAGUAGAACAGGUAAGAUCACGCAUGAGUACUUCCGGGGAGGUGGAGUCGAUGUUUCCUUUGCGGAGUUUUUGGCUGCCCGUGCGAGUGUUGCUGGCGGCGGCGGCGGUGGUGGUGGUGGUGGCGGCGGUAGUGCUAAUAUCGAGGCAGCAGCUACUAGCGCGAAUGAGCCUGAUGCUGACGGCGAUGCAGCUGAUAGUGGUGUGGCGGGAGGCUGGGCUACUGGCGCUGACGUGGCAACGGCGGAACGUGAGACGGCGCCAGGUGCUAAGGGGGAGGGGGAACUGGGGGAGGAGGGACUGGAGGAGGGUGGACUAGGGGAGGGUGAUGGUUGCCAUGCUUCAGACGCUGCCAGGGUCGCUGCUGCACCGGCGGUUGCGGCGGAAAGUGCGGCGGCAGUGGCGGUGGGCGCUCCAGCGGUAGCGGGUGAGACAGGGAAGGCAGGGGGGACGGGGGAGGCGAGGGGCGCGGAUGACGGAGACUGGCGGGAGAAUGUGCGGGAGCGCGGGGAAGGGGAAGGCGGAAGAGGGAGAAAGCACCGGGCGCGAUGGGGAGGGGCGGAAGGAAGAGACGCGGAUGGGAAAGGCGUGGGGGAGCUGGCGGAAGAGGGGGAGGCGGAAUCGAGGCGGAGUGUGCGCGCCCAGUGGAGCGUGCGGAGGCCAAGGCGCGGGGAAGGGGGAGCACAAGGCGGAAACGAGCGCGCGAAGAGCGCGGCGGGGGGAAGGAAGCGGGGGGAACAGGGGGUGCUGGACGGUUCCGCCAUUGGGGGGGAAGAGGAUAUGGCGGGAGAAGAGGCGGAGGCGGGGAGGGGACUGGCGGAAGAAGGCCAGGGAGAGGACAAGUGGGAAACUGCGGAGAUUGGGGGUCAGGGGGGAGGGUUGGGGGACGCGGAAGGGAGUGGGACUGGGGAUGAGGGGGAAGCGGGGGAGUGGAGUGGGGAGGGGGUUGAGGUGAUGGGAGGGUGGGCGGAGAGGGGGAUGUAUGAGGGCGAGGAGAGAGAGGCUUAUGGAGAGGAGGGAAGGGGUGGUGAUGGUGACGGUGAUGGUGACGGUGAUGGUAUGGAGGGGAGUAGGCACAGUUUGGACCAGUAUGGGCAUGCCAUAGAGGAGGAGCAGCAGGUUGAGGAGGAGGGGGAACGGGGGGAGGAGGGGGAGCAGGAGGAGGGGGCACAAGGCAUGGCGCAUACGGGUGGGGGAUGGCAUGCGGAUUUGGCGGGGAGAGGUGCAGAAGACGAGGGUAGAAUGAUGCGGGACACUGGCAGCCGACUGCGGGUGGUUCCAGGAAAGAGAAAAAGAGCGCAGGGGGAGGGUGGGGGGGAGGGCGAGGGCGAGAGGGGAAGGGGAGAGGUGGUGUCUAGAGAAGAGGGUGCGAGGGAGGGGAGUGAGGGAGUGGGGCAUGGGUAUGUGUAUGGUGGGAGAGGGGAGUAUGGUGUGACGGUGGAUUACGGAGCGAGUGGGGAGGAUGACAUGGUAACGAUGGGCAUGUCAGGGGAGUGGCUUGGCAUGGCUGCUCACAUGGGUGCGGCUGACAUGGCUCACAUGGCAUCAGGGACACCAGCAGCUGACACUCCCUCAUCUGCAUACACUGCGUCUGCUACCAGUGCUGCUGAAUCUCCAUUACAAGCGUCUCCGUUACAAUCCUCCUCUCCGUUUCCAGACAGCACCACUACUUUCACUGACCUGUCUGCUAUCCCUCCAGUGUUCCUCCCGCCCCCUGCCAUCCAGCCUCCCCCACUAGUACCACCUCCCCCUUCCCAUCAAAUCAAUGAGUGUGAGUGUGAGGAGGAGCCCCUGCCGCUCUCCUCCCUCCUGCGCGCCCACCAUCCGCACCUGCUCCCGCCUGCCGCUGCCCCAUCCGCCUCUGCUGCUCCCCCCCACCCCCUCAAGCACGGGCUCUGGCGCAAAAAUCACUCCGCUCUCACCACUGCCGCCCUCACUGCUGCUGCUGCAGCCGCCGCCUCCGCUGCUGCUGCUGGGGCUGAUGCUGCUGCUGAUGCUGGUGCUGGUGGUGCGUCUGGGUUCUCCUCUUCCCCCUCCCCCUCCCCCUACCAGCUGCUCCUCUCUCGCUCCAUACUUAGUCGCACCAUCCAGCCUGCCUCUGCUCCUGCUGCUGGCCCAGAAGCUGCUUCAGGUGCUGCUUCAGGUGUCCCUUCAGGUGCCGCACUAGAUGCAGGUGCUGGCAACAGUGAUGCUGCGGCUGUGGCUGCAGCGGACGAUUCUGCAGCAGCAUCUGCUAUUAACGCGGAUACUGCUCCCACCGGUGCACUUGCUGCUGCUACCACUGCUUCAUUAACAUUGGCAACCGCUGGUGACACGCCCGGUGCCAUUUCUCCACUUGAGGCGCCUCAACAGCACUCCGCCCCGGUGCCCUCUGCAGAGCAUACAAGCACAGACCACACCGAGACUACUCCACCUGCCCCCGUUUCAGUCACACCACAACAGCCCAGCAUAGCUUCGAUCUUCCCAAGCCUCGUCGCCUACGCCUCCCGACCGGGAGCCUUGGGCCGAGCCUCCGUGCUUUACCGCAUGCGCAGCUUCGGCGGCGCCAUGCACGGUUCGUCAGCCAAUCACGACGCGACAACUGGCGAGGGGAUGGAGGAAGGAGCGGUAGCAGAGGCUCUGGAGCGCCUAGGAGAGUCUGGCGCUGGGGGAAUGGGAGAGGGAGUGGAUAAUGAGAUGUGGGAGUAUAGCGAGGAGGAGGCGAAUGCAGCAGCAGCAGAAGCCCUGUCGGUGUUUGGGUUCCCUUUCUCCCUGGAGGGCUUUGCUCUGGAUGGUGGUGGGGAGGUGGAAGGGAGUGGGGAGGAGUGGGGAGGGAUCACAGGCGGGGAAGCAGCAGCAGCAGCAGCAGCAGCAGCGGGUGGUGUUAGCACCGCUGCUGCUGCUGCGGCUCCUGAUACUGAGAAGCAAGGUGGCUCCGGUGGCUCUGUUAACGGUGUGAAUGUGACUGUAAGCGGGGAUCAGUUCACCUUCAACGCUGGAAGCACUGCCAAUAAUUACAACAGCAGCAACAACAACGGAGGCGGCGGACUUGCUGACGUGGAAGUGGACCCAGCUGACGAGGACGGCGAGCUGGAUGAGGUGGCAGUGGAGGCGAGUCUACGUCAGCUUGAGCUGGCACUGGAGCAAGGGCUGUUACCAGAUGAGGUGGACGGGCUGAGGAGAGAGCUGGAGGCGUUGGUAGAGAGGGGAACGAGGAGGGCGAGGAGAGGGGGGCGGAUAGAGAGCGCGGAGGGGGAGGGCAGGGCUUUGGGCGAAGGGGAGGUGGAGAGGGACGAGGUGAAUGCAGGUGCUGAGUAUGGUGGGGAUGACGCGGCAGGCGAGCAGCGUGCGGAGGGUGGCAGGGGUGGUGAGAUGAAUGAGGAGAGUGCAAUGGGUGCGAUGGGUCAGAGCAGUGAGGAGGAUGGGGGGGGUGAGGGGGGUGAGGAGGGAGGGGUGCUGGAGGAGGGGGAGAAGAGCGAGGAGCGGGAGGAGAGCGAGGAGGGGGAGAAGAGCGAGGAGGGGGAGGAGAGCGAGGAGGGGGAGAAGAGCGAGGAGGGGGAGGAGAGCGAGGAGGGGGAGAAGAGCGAGGAGGGGGAGGAGAGCGAGGAGGGGGAGAAGAGCAUAGAGGCAGAGAGAAGGGAGGCGGGAACUGACGAGCCAUGCGCAAUCUCCCAACCCACUCCCCCGCAUCCCGCCAAGCCUCUCCCUCCCUCUCUCUCCGCCCACGUGGACGCGCUCUCUGCUGACCUGGACGCUGAGUCAGCAGCAGCUGUAGCAGCGGCUGUAGCAGCGGUGUCAGCAGAAGUAGACGAGAUCACCAGUGGCGGCUGUAGCACGGGCAGCAGCCCCAGCCGCGUGGGGCUGGGGCUGAUGGGCGAAAUGAGUAUGAGCAGCACGGGGAGCGGGGGAGGCGUGCUGGGGGGAGGGGGAGGGUUGGGACUGGGGAGCAGUCCUGCCAGCGUUACCUGGGGUGCUGUUAGUCCAGGGAGUGUGGCUUCUGGUGGCGGUGGUAGUGGUGGUGGUGGUGCGGGCAGCAGGAGUGGGAAUGCGGGCGAUGGCGGUGGGAGUGGCGGUGCAGGAUGGGCAGCAGGAGGAAAGGAGGACGACGGGGUAAGAGGAGGAGCAGCAGGGGCAGCAGGGGCAGCAGGCGCAGCAGGGGCAGCAGGGGCAACGGGAGGGAGUGAGAAGCUACACACAGCGGGAGCAGGAGCAGCGGAGAAGCCCUUGGACAAGCUGUCGGACAAGCCGCUGUACACGGUGGGGCACUGGCUGCGGCAGGUGGACAUGGCGGAGGCGGAGGGGCGUCUGGCGGUGGCGGUGCGCCUGUUUGAGCUGGCGGAGCGCUGCAACGCGCAGCCCGCCACGCUGCUGCGAGUGGCGCGCUCGCAGUUCAUGCGCCGCCACGGACCCAAGCUCUCAGCUCUCGCUGCUGCUGCUGGGAACAGUCCUGCUGCUGCUGCUGCUGCUGCUGCUGCUGCUGGUGCUGCUGGUGCUGCUGGUGCUGCUGGUGGUGCUCUUGGUGGUGUGAAUAGUCCAUCCCACUCCCCGCUCUCCUCCCCAGCAGAAUCACCUCGUCACACCACUCUCCAUCAACCAUCCAGCCCAUCUGCCUCCUCCCUCCCAAACCCUAUCUCCAACUUCUCACUCUCCCCUCUCUCCUCCCCUCCUCGCUCCUCCAACCCUCCUCUCCCCCCUUCUCUCACCCCCUUCCCCACGCCCCCUCCCCCCUCCCUCUCCACCUUCGACUGGCGCCUGCAGCCCACAGCAGGGGGCAGUGAGAGGGGCGCAGCAGGCGCAGGGGGGAAAGCGCCCAGCGGAAUCGCCUCCAGCUAUGCGUCCAGCCCUCCCCACUCCCCCCUUGCUGCCACUACCCCAGGCUCCUCCCCCCGCUCGUCUUUCUCUCUCUCCCCGGCUGAUGCCCUGCCGCCCCUACCGGAGACCUUUGCGCCUCGCAGGGGUGGUGUGGGGAGGUGCUUGGUCUUUGAGAGUGUUGGGGAGGGGAGGCGUGGGGGGGAAAGAGCGGGGAUGGAGGAGGAGGAGGAGGAGCGGGGUGCUUCAGCCGCCUCUAGUACUGCUGCUGGCGAUGAUGAUAGCAGCGGUGGUAGUUGUGAUGGUGGUGCUGAUGACGGGGGGAGAGAAGGAGAGGGGCGGAUUGAAAAGGAUGGCGAAGGGAUAGGAGACGUGGGGAGGGAGCAUGGAGGGGAAAGCAGGAGGGAAGUGGACAAUGGUGAGGUAGGGGAGGUUGGCGUUGCAGGGAGUGCAGGUGCAGAGACGCAGGAAGGAGAGAGAGGGGGUCGGGAGGAGUGGGAGGAGCAGGAGAAGAGUUGGGAGCAUGGAAGCACCGGGGUGACUUUUGAGUCGGCUCAAAAGCGGGAGGAGCAGGAGAACGGCUGGGAGCAUGAAAACCAAAUCCGUCGCUCAGAGGACCGGGGGGAGGAUUGGGAGCAUGAAAACAACAUCCGUUGCUCAGAGGACCGAGGGGGGGAGCGGGGGAAGGAUUGGGAGCAUGAAAACCACAUCCGUUGCUCAGAGGAUCGGGUGCAGGCAUGGGCACAAGAAAACCUCCCAGGUCCGGCGCUAGACGAGGAUGGGAGCGGCAAGUCCGGGACCGGAGGAGGUGGCUCGGGGCUAGGCUCGGAAGCAGGCUUGGAUCUCCCAGAUGGCAGUCACCGAAACAGCAGCAGUGGGAGCAGGCAGGGAACUGUGGGGAUUCAGGCAGUGGGCUCGAGUGGCAUAAGUGUGAGCAAAGGCAGUGGGGCUUCCUGCAUUGAAACUAGUGCUGCUGGUGCUAGCGGUGGUGAUGGUUGUGGGGUAGGCGUAGUGGAGGAAAGGCUGAGUGAGGGAGAGGAUGGAAGGAGGACGGCAGACGCAGAAUCCGAGGACGAGGAAGAGGCAGGGGCCCAGGGAGAUGCAGGGGGGGGAGCAGCAGGAGCUGCUAGGAGUAGGGACGGGACAGCAGCAGCAGAAGCCACAGAGGCUGCAAUAGCAGCUGAGUCCAAUACAGCAGGAGCAGCGGCAGUGGCGGGGGCAGCAGCGGCAGCGGCAGCAGCAGCGGCAGGGAGGAGUGUGGCAGUGCGGGAGGGGAGUGUGCUGGCGAAGCUGAAGCGCGCCACUGCCCAGCUGAGGCAGUUGCGGGAGAACUACCUGGGGGAGGGCCAAAAGGGGGAGGGCCAGCUGAGGGACGGUGCUUCUGAGGGUGCUUCUGAGGGUGGUGCGUCAGCAGGGGUGGAGAAAGCUGCAGCUGCUGCAGCAGCGCCAACGCUCCCAGCCAAAAACUCCUCCUCUCAGCCAUCCAUCCCUGUCUCAGCAUCUGCCUCCGCUGCUGCUGCCUCAGCAGCCGCCCGUCUCGCUGCCCGUACCAGCAGCACCAGCAGCAACACCAGCAUCACGCCCCUUGCAGGGCUCUCAAUCCCAGGUUUCUCUGCACCAAACCCAGUGCCAAGCUUGCAAGGCUUGCAGGGUUACCAUGGUUCAGGGCCAGUUCCCCUGGGGCCAGUCCUCCUGGGCCCAGUUUCCCCUGGAGCCAACGCCCCUCCCUCUCCCUUUGCCCGCGCAUCCUCUUCCUCCUCGCUCGGCCGCAUUCCCUCCUCUGAGUCCCUCCGCACCGACCCCACCUUCUCGGUGUACGUCCGGAGGUCUGGCUCGGCCCGAACCUCGGUCUCAGCUGCGGAGGAGACCGAGCCUAGUGAAGGAGUGGUGGAAGGGGGGAUGGAGGGCGGGGAGGUGGAUGGAGGGGUAGGGGUGAGAGGGACGGAAGAGGAGGAACGGAAGGGAGGGAGUGAUGCUGGGUUUGGUGCGGAUGGGAUGAAUGGUGCGUGUGAUAAGGGAGAGGAGGAUGGGGAAGAGGGAAGAGAGGAAAGGAAGGCAGGAGCAGAGGAAGAGGUAGAGGCGGAAGGAGAGGCGGACGGGAAAGAGGGAGCAGAGCAAGUUGGCCCAACGCAGCAUCUUUCAUCUGCUGCUACUGCUGCUGCUGGUGGUGCUGCUGCUGCUGGAAAUACAGAUUCGAACCUCUCAUCAGCUUCUGUAGCUGCUGCUGCUGCUGCUGCUGCUGCUGCUCCACCUCCUCCUCCCCCCCCCAUGGCAACCUCUCCCGCCUCAUCACCGCACCACACUCUCGCCUCUCUCUCCUCCCUCUCCUCCUCCCCAGCCUUCAUCCCUCCUCUCUCCCUCGACGCCACAGCUGCCAGCAGUGUGCGCUCCAACCCCGAUGCUUCUCCCCUUGCCAAUCCUAGCCCUCCUGCCCUGGCACCCGAAGCUGGUCUUCACAGGCUCGGGCAGACCGCAACGGCUCGGAAGGAGCUGUUCCCCGGGGCUGCAGGCCAGGCUCGUACUCUUGGGUUUGGUGACUUGGUGGCAGCAGCACCAGGCAGAGCAGGUGAAACUGCAUCGAGUUCAAUGACCGUAACUCGAACCACAGUGACUGCUGGCAUUUGUGCUGGCAUUGGUGCGAGUGGUAUUGGUGCCGGCAAGCCCCGCUCCCCCCCUCUCUCGUCCUCCUCUACUCGACUCCCACCUCACUCGUCGUCCUCUCGUCCCUCACGAGCAGCAGCAGUGCAAAGCACAAGUGAGGCCACAAGUGAGGUCACAGAUGUAGCAGCACCAGUAAGCGCACAAGUCAAGGCACUCGGGUCAGAAAUUACGGCUGAUGCACCUGUAUCAGCAGCAACUGCUGCCGCUGCUGCUGCACCUGGAAGGGCGGUCACUGCUACAGCUGGGAAGGUCAUUGCUGCUACAGCUGGGAAGGACACUGCUGCUACAGCUGGAAAGGUCACUGCUGCUACAGCUGGGAAGGUCACUGCUGCUACAGCUGGAAAGGUCACUGCUGCUACAGCUGGGAAGCUCACUGCUGCUACAGCUGGGAAGCUCACUGCUGCUGCUGCUAGGAAGGUCUCUGCUGCUGCUGGAGCGGCGGCCGCUGUAGCAAAGCAGGCCCCACGCUCUCCUCCCUUUGGUUCCUCCUCCACUCGUUCCACCUCGCCUCGUUCCCCCUCCCUCAAUGCGUCCACUCCUCCCUCCUCCCCUUUAAAGACACGAACCCCCUCACGCGCUCCCCAUUCCCCUCCCACUGGUUCCACAACUCCUACUGCCUCCCGCUCUCUUCCCCCCUCUGCUCGCUCUCCUCCCCUCACUUCUCGGUCUCCUCCCCUCACUUCUCGCUCUCCUCCCCUCAAUUCUCGGUCUCCUCCCCUCACUGCCUGCUCUUCUCCUCCCCUCAAUGCCCGCUCGUUCACACCCCUCACUGCUCGUUCUCCCCAGCGUCAGCCACAGCAGCAGAUGCAGCAAGAGCAGAAGCAGCAGCAGCAGGGUGGGACCAGAAAGGCAGAUAAUGCUGCAGCGGUAGGGGCAGGAGACGCUGCAGCUGAGGUAGGCACAUCUGGUGUGGGCACAACUGGGGUAGGCAUGUGGGAGGCUGGCACAUCAGGCAUAGGCGCAUCUGGGGAAGGUGUAUCUGUGGGAGCUGGAGGGGUUGUGAAACGAUCCUGGGGUGGCUGGAGCAAGGGCUCCGCUGGUCAACGGAUAAGUCAACUUGGGUCAACGGAGGAAGGGAUGAGUCAAACGGAGUCACACAGUGGAGAAAUGAAUCAACCCAGGUCAACGGAGGGAGAGUUGAGUCAACCAAAGGCAACGGAGGGAGAGUUGAGUCAACCCAAGUCAACUGAGGGAGAGACGAGUCAACCAAAGUCAACGGAGGGUGUACUUCUGCAGGGCGGGGGCAUUGGGAGGUACGGUGGGUUCGGGAGAAACGGAGGCAUAGGAGGCAUAGGGAGCAAUGGAGGCAUAGGGAGCAACGGGGCAAUAGGGAGCAACGGAAGCAUAGGAGGCAUAGGGAGCAACGGCGGCAUUGGGAGCAACGGGGGCAUUGGGAGCAACGGGGGCAUAGGGAGCAACGGAGGAGGUGGUGGUGGUGGUCGGAGCGGUGGAAUCGGGCGAUUCACAGCUUCAUCCGUCACCCCUUCAGAGUCCCUCCUCAUCCUUCCAUCUGCUGCUGAAACCAACCUGCCCACAGGGGUGCAUACGAACACACACCACACACCCCACACCCCCCGCACACCAACCGCCCUCAGCUCUCCUCGUUCCCCACAUGCCUUCUCCCCCCACACCCCCCUCGCACACUUUUCCGCGUCUUCCUCUCGUCGAUCCCCUCCAAUGGGAUCUCGACACAUGGAUUAUCGACACACAAUUUCCCCACACGUGGAGUCGCGGUACAUGGCAUCAGCCAUGGCAGCAGCAGCACCGCCUGUCUCCCCAGCUAUUGCCAUGGCCAUGGGAGGAAGCCCUCGCGGUAUAAAUAGCCACGCAACGGGCGGCGUGGGCAGCAUGGGCAGCCCCUCUGGCAGCGCCAGUAGCACCCACGGUGCUCUGCUGCUGCGAACCAGUGGCAGCUGCGGCAGCGGUGGCUUCGCCCUGCCUGCUGCUGCUGCUGGCAGUGCCGGUGGGGUGAGAGGGGUAGGAGGUGGGGGCAUGGGUGGAGGGAGUGGGGGGGAGAGGAGGAGGAGCAGGGAGCAGCAGAUGGCAGCGAUGGUGGAAAAGUGGCCCAAGAGCCUCAGAGGUGCUUCUGCUGCCAGGGGAGGGGGGACACAUAGACCUGCCAGUGCUGCUGCUGCAGGGGGGGUGGGAAGGGCGAAGCCAGCCUGGGGCAGUGGGCCUGGAGCAAGGAGGUGAUGAGAGGAGCGACAGUGAGCAAGGGGGGGAGGAGGUGGAGGGAGAGGGAUAGGAGGUGCUUGCUUUGCUGUGGUUCCAUCAAGGAAGGAAGGAAGAGCACUGCUCAUUGCGGGGUUGCCCUGAGAGGCUUCUCACAGCCAGGCCUGGAGAAGAGAUGGUGAGAAAAAAUGAUAGUUAUGUAGAGAAUACUAGGACUGCUAGUGAUGCGAGAUGGAUUGCCGUGUGUUGAAUAUAUGAUAGUUACGGAAGGCUCGUGCUGCGGACCGCCCUGCAA
This is a messenger RNA of Closterium sp. NIES-67, 11934 nucleotides long. The record is from the annotation of a GenBank genome assembly. NCBI's taxonomy places the organism in Eukaryota, Viridiplantae, Streptophyta, Zygnematophyceae, Desmidiales, Closteriaceae.